Vigna unguiculata (cowpea) is the source of this 1559-nucleotide messenger RNA. RefSeq names its product 26S proteasome regulatory subunit 10B homolog A-like. Lineage: Eukaryota; Viridiplantae; Streptophyta; Magnoliopsida; Fabales; Fabaceae. The record is from RefSeq and is a predicted model, not a curated record. Gene Ontology annotation, molecular function: ATP binding; ATP hydrolysis activity.
UAUUAGGGCUAAAGGAAGAGAAGUCGCAUAAACAAUAUAGUUAUAAUUUGAUAGUUCGAUAAAAGAAGAAAAAAAAAAGCUAUUUGAAUCCUUUUUCCGAUUUCAGAUUUUGGUUAUAGCGAGUAACACUAACAAUGACCGAUACUGAAGACUCGACGCGACGCCGUAAUGCGGUCACGGAGUACCGUAAGAAGCUUCUUCAACAUAAGGAAUUGGAAUCCAGGGUGCGAUCAGUCCGAGAGAAUUUACGUGCUUCGAGAAAAGAGUUUAACAAAACAGAAGAUGAUUUGAAGUCUCUUCAAAGCGUUGGACAGAUCAUUGGCGAGGUUCUCAGGCCUCUCGACAAUGAACGCUUGAUCGUUAAGGCAAGCAGUGGACCUAGGUAUGUGGUCGGUUGCCGCAGUAAAGUAGAUAAGGAAAAACUGACUGCUGGUACCAGAGUGGUUCUUGAUAUGACAACACUAACCAUAAUGCGAGCUCUUCCACGUGAGGUUGAUCCGGUAGUUUACAAUAUGCUGCAUGAGGAUCCCGGUAAUAUCAGUUACUCCGCUGUUGGUGGUUUAUCUGAUCAAAUAAGAGAAUUGAGGGAAUCAAUUGAACUACCUCUGAUGAACCCUGAGCUCUUCCUUAGAGUCGGAAUUAAACCUCCUAAGGGUGUUCUCCUUUAUGGGCCUCCUGGUACUGGUAAAACAUUGUUAGCUAGGGCAAUUGCUAGUAACAUAGAUGCUAACUUCUUGAAGGUUGUUUCUAGUGCAAUAAUUGAUAAGUACAUUGGAGAAAGUGCCAGGUUAAUUAGAGAAAUGUUUGGUUAUGCACGUGAUCAUCAGCCUUGCAUUAUUUUUAUGGAUGAGAUCGAUGCCAUUGGUGGUCGUCGUUUCAGUGAAGGAACAAGUGCUGAUCGUGAGAUUCAGAGAACACUAAUGGAGUUGCUUAAUCAACUUGAUGGGUUUGAUCAACUUGGGAAGGUUAAAAUGAUAAUGGCAACAAACCGUCCCGAUGUACUGGAUCCUGCUCUUCUGCGUCCUGGAAGAUUGGAUAGAAAAAUUGAGAUUCCACUGCCAAAUGAACAAUCUAGGAUGGAAAUUCUGAAGAUUCAUGCUGCUGGGAUAGCUAAGCAUGGUGAAAUAGAUUAUGAAGCCGUUGUGAAGCUUGCCGAGGGCUUCAAUGGAGCUGAUCUUCGAAAUGUGUGCACGGAAGCUGGAAUGGCAGCAAUUCGUGCAGAACGUGAUUAUGUGAUCCAUGAAGAUUUUAUGAAGGCUGUUAGAAAACUGAAUGAUGCAAAGAAACUUGAAUCCAGUGCUCCCUACAGUGCUGACUUUGGCAAAGAGUAGAGCUAUUAUAAAAUUCUUAGUCAUGGAUAUCUAGGCAGUACAUGAGUCAAAUUCUUCGUUCAAUUAGGUUUUGGAUUGAAUUAUUUUUUGUUUUCUUUUAAGAUCAUGCUCUAGAUUAUUUAUACCACUGAUCUUUGAAUUGGUUCGUCUCCCCAUUUAUUGUUGAAGAUCCUUAUUCAGUGAAAUUCCUUUCCAAUCUUGAUCAAUAAAUCUGAUUUUAUGCUGUUA